AUGGAUCGCCCUGAACAAGACAGAGAGGGUGGCGAUGAUUUACCCACCUAUGACGAUCUCGCAGAGCAGAAUGGUCCCAAUUCAAGGUUUGGACGAUGGAGAGGCUGGAUAGAAAAACGAGCGGCUGAGAGGUACGCAGAUGUCACUCCAGAGGACCUCCAUCGUAGGAGGCAGCGAGGUUGGGGGAACCAAAACACAGCCCAACCAGCGCAAGACAUCCAAGGGCUGAACAUACCCAUCAUCCUCAACCAACCACCCACACCCACACCCUCAUCAUCCCAGCCCGGCCCUUUUCUUCAACUUCAGACAGACUUCAACGUCCCAGUUCCAUUACCUAGUCCCCCACUCUAUCCCGACGAAGAUGAUGAGCCACAUCCACUGGUCGGACAGCCUCUAGCACCCACCCACCUGACAUUCAACGAAAUCGGCUCACGGUUUCUCCCUCAUACGACCUCCCCUAUACGAACAUUACUUCCUUUACUAGGCGACAAACUCUUAUUGAUAGGUCAUGAUGACGGUCUCUCAGUCCUCAACAUGUUCCCCCAAGAGUGGUCAGACACAGGUCUUCGGACCAAAGGACCGAGCGAAGCGGAAGCUCAUCGCAUCUGGGACGGUGAAGGGGUUUACCAGAUGUCUAUCCUCGAGGUGGAGGAUACGGGAGAAAGUACACCGCAAGGCGUCCUUCUGGCGCUAGUUGGCCCUGAGCCAGAGAAUGAACAGGAGUCUGUGCGCACGCUGCGCAUGUACAACCUGGCUAGUAUCAUCAGUUUAGCGAAAUGGACAAUCUCGCAGAAGGGCGCAAGGCCUGUAGACCUGCGACGCCCAGCGACGUGGCACCCCCAACAAACCCCUCCGAAGAAGCAUAGACCUCAGAGUAGCUUAGCCAAGGGUUUGAAGUCCCUCAUGGUGGAAGGAUCCGCACAUAACCGCGAAAGUCAACUCGAGCCCUCAUCGUCGUACCAGAAGAUGCUAUCACCUACUUCACCCAAACGUCCUUCUCUACCGAAACGGGCAAGCUCCAGUGAUUCGGGUUGGGAUGUCGUCGACGACCUUCCACUGCGUUGGGCCACCGAUUAUGUACCGCUGGCAUCGGCUAGUUCUCGACUCAUCAAUACUUCUGUGCUAUCGUAUGCACUGUGGCGAGAUGACCGGACUGCUCGAGGUGGCGCCCUUUUGGCAGUGGCGACAAAGUCUAGUAUCCUACUGUACGAAUCUCCGAAGGGAGAACGAGCAUUCCGAUUUGUCAAGGACUUUUAUACGCCACUGACACCGCGAAAUAUCACAUUCAUACUACAAAAUGCACCAGAUACCAUCUCCCGCAGCCCCUCAGACGUCACCGGCACCUCGAAAUAUUCCUCAAACCAACACGGCCAUGCUCGAACAUCCUCGUCUAGCACCACCCUCGGUCGCCACCGACGAAACUCCAAUUCCCAACGCGCCUUCGUAUUCGGAAACCAACUCACCCUGUUCGUCCUCUUCGAGAAGAAAGCGGGCAUGAUACGGCUCGCAGACUCUGCCGUAGGCGAAGUCGAGCUCUGCGACCCCGGCGCUGCGAUGUCGAGGGAUGCCCUCUCCUUGGCACCGUCGACAAGUUCUUCAUCAAAUCGACGAAACAGGUCCUCAUUCGAUGGGUUCGGAUUCACGAAGGAGAUCAAAGGUCUUUGGAGUCCACCCUCGCGUGCGGACCUUCCGCUCGCACCAAAUCGAUACGACGUCAAUCAGCCGGUCUAUUUCCUCACUCGAGGAAAGAAAACACAUAUCCUUCCUUGUCCCCUCCCCACCAACCUCCAAACCGUCCCUCCUCUCAAAGUGCUCACCUGGAAUUCACCUCCGACGUACGUCAGCCAUCGCGUUAUGCAGCCAGAGACAAGAGGGGGAAGUCCAUGCCUUCAGCUCAUCGCGUUCGGCGAGGACGGUCUGGAAGUCCAGGAGACCUCGCUAUCUUUCCUUUCGGAUCGAAAGGAGAAGGGCCGUGCGGAGGAACCUUUACGUUCGCAGACAGAUUUCGGAGGGGAUAUGGGAUAUCUCUGUGCUGGGGGAUUGUGGCACCGCCCGUAUGACGCACCGCUCACUCGUUCCUACUCUACGAGUAGCUAUACCUCCACGGUCUCGUGGGACAGCAUGGACACGGAGGAGCUCAUGGCCAGGAUCCAAGGCGAGCAAGGCAUUUACGGCUGGCAGCGGAAAGGCUUGGAGGAUUGGAGGGUGUUCUGGGUAGGAGGGUCAGGAGCAGAGAACACGCCGGGAGGCUCGGACUGA
Molecule: messenger RNA, 2259 nt
Organism: Stereum hirsutum FP-91666 SS1
Lineage: Eukaryota; Fungi; Basidiomycota; Agaricomycetes; Russulales; Stereaceae
Exons: 7
Coding region: 1-2259 (752 amino acids)
Source: RefSeq, a predicted model, not a curated record